Helobdella robusta is the source of this 2268-nucleotide messenger RNA. RefSeq lists its product as hypothetical. Gene Ontology annotation, molecular function: 3',5'-cyclic-AMP phosphodiesterase activity. The record is from RefSeq and is a predicted model, not a curated record. The coding region runs from base 1 to 2268 and encodes 755 amino acids. Lineage: Eukaryota; Metazoa; Annelida; Clitellata; Rhynchobdellida; Glossiphoniidae. The transcript has 13 exons. Gene Ontology annotation, biological process: signal transduction.
AUGGGCGUUAUCGGUAGCAAAACUAGUCCAAACUCUAGCAACAACAGCAGCAACAACAACAACAAAAAAUACAACAACAACAACAACAACGACAAACCAGAUCUGGAGGUUAGGGGUACGCGGAUAUCCCCAAAGCCCCGUCGACCAGCGCGUGAGGUUGUUGUGGUUCAGCCCUUGCUACAACAACGCAACAACAACAGCAACAAAAACAACGUCAACAACAGUAAUAAAAUGAACGCUGAUAACAAAAUAUGCAACUCAAACAACGACAAAAACAAACUGAAUGAUAACAUUGACAACGACAACAACGACGAUGACGUCACCGACAAGACCGUCAACAAUGAGACCACCAGCGAAGUCAACAGCUUCAAAAUGACGUCACCCACGUCGCCAAAAGCGGAACUAAUCAUGGUGAAGGAGGCCGUAAGUCACCAACAGCACGAUCUCACAGCAUCAACAACAACAACAUCAACACCAACAACAACAACAACAUCAACAAAAACAACAACUAAUAAUAAUAAUAAUAUUACCUCUCCAAAAGAUAUCUCAAAUGACAUCAACGCUGUUAACAUAGAGACUACUCCUACCACUACUACUACUAAUACUACUACUACUACUACUGCUGCUUGUAAUAAUAAUAAUAAUAAUAAUAAUAAUAAUAAUAAUAAUAAUAAUAGUGAUGAUUGUAUAACAUCUAACGAAAAAGGCUUGGAAGGGGAAAAUUGCGCGGUCGAUAAUGAGGAAGAUGGGAAUUCCAUUUCCGCUAUGUCGAGCGUCAGUGACGUCAGCAUAGAUAAAUUAAUCUGCAAGGAGGAAUAUUUAGAUCUAUGCAAUAUGGCCGACCUACCUGCCAUUGAAAGUCCCGAAGCGGCUAACAUCUCUUCUUUGCGGAUCAAGGAGAUCAUGGUACUCAUAGAAAACUCCGCCCACCCAGCCAAGCAGCCAAUCAUAGACAACCUGAAGUAUGCAUGCCAGGUCCUAGAUCACGUCUUCGAAAAUGAAACAAAACGUUUGUGUGGCGAGGAAGAAGACGACAAUGUGCUAAGUGAAGUCGUUGAAGCCGAUGUUCCAGAUCAGGGCAUAGAUGAUUGGACGUUCGACGUUUUCAAAGUGGACGAAUCAUCUGAAGGUCACUCCCUCAAGUUCGUGGCCUACGAGGUCAUUCAAAAGUACAACCUCAUCAGGAAGUUCAAGAUAAGUUCACAGACGCUGGACAACUUUUUGACCCAGAUAGAGCAAGGGUACAGCAAGCAUAGGAACCCCUACCACAACCUCGUCCAUGCCGCUGACGUCACGCAGACCACCCACCACAUCCUGGUCAAUUGCGGCAUGCAGUCCACGAUUACGAGCACACUGGCACGACGAAUGCCUUCCACAUUAACACCGGGCAAAUCGGAUAUCGCGUUGACAUACAACGAUCGAGCGGUCCUUGAAAGCCAUCACGUCAGCGCGGCGUUCAAACUCAUGAAAGAUGAGGAGCUCAAUAUACUCGCCUCCUUGAAGAGAGAAGAGUAUAAAGAAUUAAGAAUGUUGAUGAUAGAGAUUGUCCUAGCUACAGACAUGUCCUUCCACUUCCAGCAAAUCAAAAACAUGAAGAGUCUCCUAUCCAUGCCAGAAAACAUCGACAAGUGCAAAGCCCUUUCAUUGAUAGUCCACUGUGCCGACAUCAGCCACCCCGGCAAGCCUUGGAACAUGCAUCACAGAUGGACACAACAACUCAUCAGCGAAUUCUUUCAACAGGGUGACAGAGAGGCGGAAAUGAACCUGACGAUAUCUCCAUUGUGUGAUAGGAACAACACGCUGAUUGCUCAGUCACAGAUCGGUUUCAUAGAUUUCAUAGUUGAUCCGAGCUUCCAGGUGAUGAGCGAUGCUGUCGACAAGAUUCUGCAGCAGCUGACGUCAACAACCGCAACGACCACAACGACCACAAAUAACAAUAAUAAUAAUAAUAAUAAUAAUGGAAUAUUAGAGACAUCAUCAGAGAACAAGAUCCAACGACAUUGGAAUGCCUGCCUCGCCACAAAUAAACAAAAGUGGAGAGAAAAAGGUGAGGAUGAUGAAGGUGAUGAAGAUGAAGAUGAAGAUGAUGGUGAUGAUGAUGAUGAUGAAGAUGAAGACGACGAUGAAAAUGAUAAUGACUAUUGGUUUUGUAUUUUCAUAAUUUUAAUAGAUGAAGAGGAAAAGAUGCAAGCGGAGGCCGAGAAAGAAAAAUCCCUAAAAAAUAUAGGCGGUGACGAAAAAGUUGAUGAUGAAGAAACUACGAAAUGA